Molecule: messenger RNA, 1046 nt
Organism: Armigeres subalbatus
Lineage: Eukaryota; Metazoa; Arthropoda; Insecta; Diptera; Culicidae
Product: protein max-like
Exons: 5
Coding region: 1-552 (183 amino acids)
Biological process (GO): positive regulation of transcription by RNA polymerase II
Cellular component (GO): RNA polymerase II transcription regulator complex
Molecular function (GO): DNA-binding transcription factor activity; protein dimerization activity
Source: RefSeq, a predicted model, not a curated record
AUGUUAUGGUACCAGUUUCCCCUCGACUCAGAACGUGGAAGUGAACGCUACGAAAAGACGCCUCAGAAAAGAGGCGCUGACAUCAACUAUGGAAUCGACGAUGCUCCACCGUGGUAUCUUAGUAUCUUUAUGGCUUUGCAGGCCGAAAAGCGCGCUCACCAUAAUGCUCUGGAGCGAAAAAGACGUGAUCAUAUAAAGGACAGUUUUACGUCCCUGCGUGACUCCGUUCCAUCGUUGCAAGGUGAAAAGGCAAGUCGCGCACAAAUACUGAAGAAAGCAGCAGAAUACAUUCAGUUUAUGAGACGCAAGAACAAUUCCCAUCAACAGGACAUAGACGAUUUGAAGAGGCAAAACACCUUGUUGGAAACUCAAAUUCGCCAGCUAGAGCAAGCGCGUGCAACCGGGAAUUUUGGCGAUGGCAGCGACCUCGGACUAGGCAUGAACGAUAGCUCACGCGAAUCGGACAGUUCGGACGUUGACGACGGUGCCAGCAAUCAUGGCAUGGGCGGAAUACACCGGAACAAGAAGCUGAAGACAAACAUGAACUACUGAACCAACCAAACGAUUGUUGGUUGGUGGUAAGAUUCUAUACCUUAGAUUUAGUCACUUUUACAGAGCAAGUUGAGUAGAAUAUGGUGAGAUAAAUGAUGGCACACAGAGAUCAAUGUAUGGCCAUUUUUUCGCUGCUGAACAUAAUGAACAGCUUUAAACACAUUACUAUAACUAGUUUGGAGAAUUUAUCUUCCUGCGUAAUUGCAUCUACUUUUUAUAAAUAAUUUGUAAAUGAAGGAACUGGUGAUCCAAACUGAUUGCAAGAUUAAGGUGUACAAAAAUUUUCAAUUUUAUAAGUUUUAUGUAACUUUGUGUUCCCAUUUUUUUCUGUAAUUCCGUAUUUGGCAUCCAUUUAAUAUGUUCCAAACGAAUAUAAAAAUACAAGCGAGUUUGAGACGGAACGAACAGGAUAUGUUAUUUCUGAUAAAGAACAGUGUUAGCGGAUUUGAAAUAUUAGCUUUAUGUGUUUUUAAACAUACCUUUAAAUAAUCCCA